Molecule: messenger RNA, 2002 nt
Organism: Octopus bimaculoides (California two-spot octopus)
Lineage: Eukaryota; Metazoa; Mollusca; Cephalopoda; Octopoda; Octopodidae
Source: RefSeq, a predicted model, not a curated record
AUUCAGACGUAAAAGCAAUAUGGUAAUGACGAGCCCGGUGUCAGCGAUUGCAAUUAUGAGGCAUUUCAAGCAGCUGAUGUCAGUCAGCUACGGAUCAACAUCUCCAAGAUUACUGGUCAAAGUGUUAGUAUUUCUCAGUAUUGCUCUACUGAGUGCAGCCAAUUCAGAUGAUGAAUGUACGAAGACUGAUUCAGAAUCUUCAUGUUGUGAUAUCAGCGCAGAGUUACGAGACAAAUGGUAUUUUUCUGGCGGCAACAAAACCAAUUUCUUGCGAAUACGCCAACGUGUUAUGGUCACCUACGAUUCAGCAAAUGGUAAAGUCAGAUACAAAUGUGAAGAAAAGAAAAAUAAUGUUUUCCUAAUCAGAAAGAAAGUGUAUCGCCCUAACAAAGACGGAGUGUUGUGUUUGGGUUUUUCCUACUCUCGAAACAACAACAACAAACCCGAAAAUACACUGGUUCGAUAUAAUAGUAUGAGACAAAGUUUCCAUAUCCUCAGUCCUGAACUGAUUCCACGUGAUCAACCUGUUAGCAUUGACACCCAAUGUGAUUUAUUGAAGACUGGUGGAACGAAGCCAACUGCUGCUCUCCAACGAUCAGCUCCUGGAUGUCGAAUCCCGACAGACCUUCGUGGUGAAUGGCGCUAUACUUUGAAAAUCGCCCGCCGACUUUUGGUUGAUGUGAAGUACAUUGGUCUGGUAUUGCUAAAUAAUACGGUGGUGCGGUUGAACUGUGAGAGUCGCGAUGGAAAUAUGUUUCUUUUUAGAGCGAAGAAUUUCGAUCCUGGAAGACACGAUGCGUUAAUCUGUUUGAAAGUGGAACGGUUAGAAUACGAUCCGCACUACGCAUAUAAAUUGUCACGUCUCAACAGUGGUAACGUUCUCCACAACCAGCUCAGAUUGAUAAACGUGAAUGAACCGCUGCAGCUUCAUAUACACUGUGACUGGAUUGAAAGUCCCGGCAUUGCAGAAUAUCUCUAUCCACUCUAGUGGCAAUCCACAUUGUGGUAAUAUCAGUAGUAGUAACAGUAAUAGUAGUGUUUGUAAUAGUUCAUCUGUUGCUUUUUUUUAACUCAAAACUUCUGCAGCGGGGAAUGAAACUCCCUUUUUCAUUUUUUAAAAAUUUGUUCUUGGAGUAAAUUAUCUGCCAAAGCAGAAAUGUUUUACCACAGUAAACCUAUACUGAGUUGUUACGGCUUGUAUCAAACCACGUCUAAUUUUAUUUCACUUUACUAUGUCUCACAUCUACCGCGGAUUUCCCUCUUUCUCUCUAUAAAUGUCUAUUUAUCUAUUUCUCCUUCUCUCUCUCUUUCUUCUCUCUUUUCUUAUUCCCUCUUAUCCCAGUGAUAGGAAUGGAUUUAAAGAAUUAUACAUAUACCCUCGGACUACUGACUCAUGGGUUGUGAGAUCAACUCCUAUUUUGAUGCGUUUUUUUGUGUCCAUGGCCAAGACACUAAAUUCUACUUUCCUCAGUUUACCUAGCUGUAGAACACCUGCCGAGUCUUCUGCAGAAAAUUGCAAUAGACAAGAGUGAGUCCAAACUAAAGGGCAGACAUAUCUCCUCUGCUGACCGCUACUGAACCCUCGAACAACCGCCCCUUUGAACCAAUAAAAAUUUGGCAAAAUACAUACAAAAUCUGUAUCCAAAAUAUAUGUUCUCGUAGACGAUCACAAGGAGAUCCAUCAGUGAUCACAGAAGAGACCCAAUGCAUGUAAUUGGUUUAAAUUUCUCACAAAAGAUGCAUAAUAAACAUUUUUACUGAUACAAGAAAACAAAAAUCUAGAAAUUGAGAAGUAAAUAAACGUUGUUCACCCGGUUAAUCUUCAUAUCCAUCACUGCUAAAAACUAACUUUGAAUGGCAUGUAUAUUUUAAUGUCACACCGGCCAUUUUGUUUCACAGAACUUUCUUUCUGAUUGAAUCUUUCUUUACAUAAGAUUAAACCUGUCUUUAUUCUGUAUUGAUAUUAAGUCUAUAAAAUAUUCUCAACUCUGUUUUAUUCAUA